AUGAGGGAAGAUGAUCCCAUUGUGAGUGAAGGACGAGGUUAUGCCCUGAAAGAGGCGAAUGGAGGGCAGGAGGAAGAGCUCCACAAGCCCAAACAGAAGAAAGAGAGACACGGAGCGAGGGAAUGGUCAGAAAGGAAGAAUCUCAAACUUUGCAGCAACAGUGAGAGCCUCAAUGACCUUUUGCCUGAGUUUAUGGACAGAAGCUUCCAGAACCGGGUGAAGGAGAUGAGAGGGAGAGGGGAACUGAAUGUGCCUAAACCAUGUCAAAGACUGGACUCCCAUAAACCAGCUGCAGUGAUCGCUGAAGGGAGCCCUGCACAGCCUCCCAGUACAGUUUCCCCAACAUUCCCGCUGUCUCCUCAGUCUCCCAGUCAAAUCCGUACCGCAUUCCCACCAUUCCCAGAGUGUCCCGGUCCAUCUGAGCUCAGGCUCGUCCUGCUGGGAGAGAGCUGGGCCUCCAACAGCUCGGCUGGAAACAGCAUCUUGGGUGGACAGGAGGCCCAGACAGAGAGAGGCACAGUGAGGCGAGGGCAGGCAGCCGGGCGGCGGGUCGCUCUGGUGGAAGUGACAGGGCCCAAGUGGUACCUUGGGGACGGGGCCGCAGGUCACGCCCUGCAGAGGGCAGCUCUGUGCCCCCCAGGGCCCCACGCCUUCCUCCUGGUCGUCCCCGCGUAUCUCUCUUUCACAGCCGGCUACGGCCGGGCGGUAAGGCUCAACAUGGCCGCCUUCGGCACGCGGGUGUGGAGGCACACGCUGGUGCUCUUCACCUGGGCGGAGGCUUUGGGGGAGAGCGUCGAGCGGCACAUUCUGAGGAGCCAGGGCCUCCGCAGGCUGGUGCACAGGUGCGGGAACAGGUACCACGCCCUACACAGCCGGAGGAAUGCCCGUCACGUCUCCCAGCUGCUGGAGAAGGUGGAGGAGAUGGUGGCGUCAAACCAGGGCUGA
Messenger RNA from Conger conger (European conger), 945 nucleotides. Its product is annotated as GTPase IMAP family member 3-like. The record is from RefSeq and is a predicted model, not a curated record. Gene Ontology annotation, molecular function: GTP binding. The transcript has 3 exons. The coding region runs from base 1 to 945 and encodes 314 amino acids. NCBI's taxonomy places the organism in Eukaryota, Metazoa, Chordata, Actinopteri, Anguilliformes, Congridae.